Malurus melanocephalus (red-backed fairy wren) is the source of this 4397-nucleotide messenger RNA. It is a transcript of the gene ZNF366, whose product is annotated as zinc finger protein 366. NCBI's taxonomy places the organism in Eukaryota, Metazoa, Chordata, Aves, Passeriformes, Maluridae. The record is from RefSeq and is a predicted model, not a curated record. The coding region runs from base 191 to 2392 and encodes 733 amino acids. Gene Ontology annotation, molecular function: DNA-binding transcription factor activity; RNA polymerase II cis-regulatory region sequence-specific DNA binding. Gene Ontology annotation, biological process: regulation of transcription by RNA polymerase II. The transcript is spliced from 6 exons.
GGGAGGGAGACAGAGGGAGAGAGACACAGAUAUUACAAACAUGAGAGCAGGUAGAGUUUAGGGCAAGACUCCUUCCAGCUUCAACAACUGGCUUGGUCCUGUGACACGUGUAGCUGUGGCCAGUGGAAUAAGCCCAUAUGCUCAGUGAAAGGAGACAAAGGAAUUUGGGCCACACAKAAAAAAGUCGAAUAUGAUGAAGAACGAAGAAACAAGCUUUAAUGUGGACAAUAAUCGAGCCACUCCCUUUUCCCRCUGCCUGCAGCCACUCAGCCCUGUUACAAAGCCACACAGAACAACUCCAUUUGAUGAAGAUUUCAGAACACACCUCUCACACUUCCGCUAUGGUCCUCCUCCUCUUGAAAAUAUGGAAACAUUCCAGGGGUCUUUGGAAGGAGGGUCUCGUAAACGUAAAAGCAUGCCAACAAAAAUGCCUCCUCCCAUCACCCUUGAGGAUUCCCCAUCACCAUCAGACAGACCUGAAGAUCACAAUGACAUAGGAUCUUCCAGUCUCCCCUUGGUGUUCCAACAGCCAGCACAGCCCAAGUACAAUUCCCAGAUGAUUGACCUCUGCAACUUUGGUUUUCAAUUCUACCGAACUCUGGAGCAUUUUGGAGCCAAGCCCAUCAAGCAAGAGCCAGUGAAGCCUAACAUGGCAUGGCCCASUAGCCCAGCAUUCAUGCAGGCUCCUUACCCCUAUUAUCCUAAAGUCCACCCUGGCUUAAUGUUUCCUUUCAUUGUGCCACCAAACUUUCAUUUCAGGAACCCUUUUCAAAUGAAAAGACCUCCAGAACCGCCCUUCAGGAGGGCUGAAGUAAGAGAAAGUGGUGAAAACAAACAGAAAGUGGAAAGAGUAGAUGUCAACCUUCAGAUAGAUGACAGCUACUAUGUUGAUGUGGGAGGUGAACAGAAACGCUGGCAAUGCCCCAUGUGUGAGAAGUCCUAUACAUCCAAGUACAAUUUGGUCACCCAUAUCUUGGGGCACAGUGGCAUUAAGCCACAUGCUUGCACCCGAUGUGGCAAGCUUUUCAAGCAGCUGAGCCACUUGCACACGCAUAUGUUGACACACCAGGGCACUCGGCCACAUAAGUGCCAGGUGUGCCACAAGGCUUUCACUCARACCAGUCACCUUAAGAGACAUAUGAUGCAACACAGUGACAUCAAGCCUUACAACUGCAGGAUCUGUGGCAGAGGUUUUGCCUACCCCAGUGAGCUGAAAGCACAUGAGUCUAAGCAUGAGAGUGGACGAGAGAACAUUUGCGUGGAGUGUGGUCUGGACUUCCCAACGCUGGCCCAGCUGAAGAGACACCUAACCACUCACCGUGGGCCUAUCCAGUACAAUUGCACCGAAUGUGAUAAGACCUUCCAGUACCCCAGUCAGCUGCAAAACCACAUGAUGAAGCACAAAGAUAUCCGCCCCUACAUCUGCACUGAAUGCGGCAUGGAGUUUGUGCAGCCCCACCAUCUGAAGCAGCACUCCCUGACUCACAAGGGUGUGAAAGAGCACAAAUGUGGAAUUUGUGGCCGGGAAUUUACCCUGCUGGCCAACAUGAAGCGACAUGUCCUGAUCCACACCAAUAUCAGAGCCUACCAAUGCCAUUUGUGCUUCAAGAGCUUUGUGCAAAAGCAGACUCUCAAGGCCCACAUGAUUGUUCACUCUGAUGUCAAACCGUUUAAAUGCAAGCUGUGUGGAAAGGAGUUUAACAGAAUGCACAAUUUAAUGGGACACAUGCACUUGCACUCGGAUAGUAAGCCAUUCAAGUGCCUUUACUGUCCCAGCAAAUUCACCUUGAAGGGGAACCUAACCCGGCACAUGAAAGUCAAGCAUGGGGUCAUGGAAAGAGGAUUUCAUUCUCAAGGUUUUGGAAGAGGAAGGAUUGCUCUGUCCCAGACAAAUGUCUUGAGAAGCUUGGAGCAGGAAGAGCCAUUUGAUCUUUCCCAGAAAAGCCAAGGGAAGGGAAUCUCCUUUCAUUCUGAUGGCGAAAGUGCCAAAGRAAGCUCAUGCCAGGAGGAAGAGGAAGACAACUGCUAUGAGGCAGAGCGAUACAGCCCUGCCCCGUACCAUCAUGAUGACAACAAGCUGUACGUGGCUCAAGAUCUCUCUGGCAAACCUGAGUGCAUGAUGAAGGACUUCAGAGRGUCCUACUGCAAUGAGAAGGAAGAAGUGCUAAGUGAGGGAGGACUGGGGAAGAGAAUAGGAAAUUCAGACAAAGAGGAGAGAUGUGGAGAGGGAGAGCUUGCAAACAACAAAGAACAUCUCAGCUKUAGAUCAUUUGAAAAGGCCAGACUCGGUCACUCUCUCUCUGAUUACUUGUAUUUCAAGCACAGGAACAAGAGUUUGAAAGAAUUGCUGGAAAGAAAAAUGGAAAAACAAACAAUGCUCUUAGGCAUUUAAAAUGGACAUUUUAAAGCAGCUGAAAAAUGGUAACCAGAUAGAUUUUUAACAUGAACUGUAAGCUACCAAAGCCUGGAAGUCUGUAGUAGUAUUUAGAAAUAAAUAAGGCAAAUUAAUAAAAAUAAUUUAGGGUAAAACACAUACAAGAAUAAAGCAGUUCAAGGUCACCAAGAAAUGCAAUARAUAUCGAAAAAUAACACUUUUAUAUUUAUCCAUUUGAUGUAUAACAGAGAAUGAGUUGGGUACAGAAGUUUACUUCCUAUUAUAUGGGGAUAGCUACUUACAUGCAAUUUUCUAGUUAGAAUAAAGCAACAUACUUUAGCAUCUGAUUUAUUACCUGACUAAAUAUAUAUGAACACUCCUAACCAUAUGCCUCAAAAUUACCUGAAAAUACCAAGUAUUUCACAUUAUAAGCCAGAAURCUAUUAAACAUGGCAUGCAUGGAAAUGGUGUCAACAUUCAGAACUAACACAGUCCAAAUAUUUUGAUUUACUGAAGUGACUCUUAGUUCAACUACUUACAAUGGAAAAUGGGAAACAAAUUAAUAAGAAAUACUAAUGUCUUGGGAGGCAGUAAAGGACAGCUCUGUAAGGCUUUGAAAGGACUGGUAUUUAUUACAAAACUUAAUCCUCUGGCACAAGAAGUGUUUGUGCUUUGCUUUGUUUCAGUCCAAAUGGGAGUAUUCAGCUAUUCUUGAAGUGAAAUAGCAGAGACUGUGUUGACAUUUUGUUCUACUGCUUGCUUAGACAAAUAUAYUUAUUGGGCAGCAUCAGGAUGCAGUAUCCACAAUCUUGCCGUAGAUGCACAUAAAGUAGUAUGGGUAAUUUAAUUGAAAAAAUGGUGCAAAUUUUACUAUUUAUCUCUUCAAUUUAUCAGGACUAGUAAGGAUAAUCUUGAAAUACACAGGUCAGAUCUAUUUUUAUUUCAGAAGGUAAAAAUAACCCUUAUAGGGAAAGCAGUACCUUACAGAUGAAAACUUUCCUCAUUUUGGAGUCAGAAAUUUUGCCUUAUUAACAUGUCUUGAGCAGUUASUUGCAGGCCUUUCACAUGAAUUUCACUCAUUUUGUUUUUACAGAGUCAAACCCAGAUUUUCAUUCUCUGAGUACCAYACAACACUAUGUUCAUAACAAACAUGGAAAAAGCAUAUUCCAUUAAACUUAUCCUUAAUUGUAUUAAUUCUAUGAAAAGCAUAUUAAUUCCUGCAUCUUCAAGACAGAGAAAAAGCAGCCCUGCACCAUCCCAUUGCUUACAAGGAAAUGAAAAUUUAAUUAGUCAUGAAAUUUGGCUUAUGUCCUUCCGACAUCCCAACCCAAAAUGUUAAAAUCCAUAUACAUGGUGCAUCACUUCCAAAUAUUACUAGCUUCUUCAUUUGCCUGCCAAGUUCUUAAUUUGAAAUACAUUACAAUCAUGCUCUCUAUAUAGCAAGUUAUAAUUAAACAUAGUCACUUACUUACAGCUCGCUAAGGUGAGUCAUGUASCUGCAGCUCUCUGCCCCUAUAAGAAAACACAUACCUUUCAAACUAAUGAUCCUCAUGCCUACCAGUUAAUCAGCAUUCACAGGGAAAUGUCCUUAUUCCUUCUAUAAAACUGGAUUUAUGUAGUCCAAGGUUGCAGGCAGUGUUUUCCUUUUUCAAGGCUCAAAAAUGGCAUAACUCAUAUUUAUGCAGAAAAAGCGGUUGAUAAAAGGAACAGUAACAACCAGGUGACUCUUCUAAAUUAACUCUACAUCUGACACGAMUUUUGUUUAAAAUAAAAAUGUUAUGCCAAAUUGAAGUGGAAGGUAGGUCACUUUCAACCUAGAAUUUAAAAAGUCUUUGGAAGUGAGGUGUAUUUUAGAGGUACAUAGUCAUGUUUUUUUCAGGGAUGAGCUGUUUCGUCAUAAACAUUCUUCUUCCUUGCUUAAGCUGUGAUAUGAUCCCUAUUGAAAGAGGAGCCAUCUUUCUUUCAAGGAAGACAGUGUGGUUAAGCAGAAAAAUUAGAAAAUUUUCAGAAUAAUGAGUACAAC